UUCGAGUAAGAACCUCGAGCAUCAGCAUCGUGAUCAUCCUCCUCCUCCUCCUCAUCACCACCACCAUCAUCAUCUCCCUCAUCCUAAUCUUUUUCCAUCCUCAGACUAAUGCAGCAGCCUGGAAACUAAAGACCGAGCGGGGACUUUUUUUUUUUUAAUGCAUGAUAAAUAAAAGCGAUGGAGGAGCAGAAAGUCAGCCCAGAUCAUUCAGUGUGCAGAUCUUGCAGAAGAGCAGAGAGACACACAACAAUGAUGUCUACGUCCUGUAGACUUUUACUUUUCACAGUGGCACUGUCACUGUAUUCGUCUCAAGUCUCGGCGGAGCUCUUGUGCGGCGGGGAGCUGGUGGACACUCUGCAGUUCGUGUGUGGAGACAGAGGCUUUUACUUUAGCCGGCCGUACAGAGCAAACGGUCGUCGUCCUCACAAAGGAAUAGUUGAGGAAUGCUGUUUUCGGGGCUGUGAUUUGUAUCUCCUCGAGCAGUAUUGUGCAAAACCUGCAAAGUCUGAGAGAGACAUCAGUGCCACUACGCUGCAGGCCGUCCCAGUGUUACAAACUCUUCAGAAGGAUAGCACAAGGAAGCCUGUUAAUGUGAAGUUUUCCAGAUAUGAGCUGUGGCAACGGACAGCUGCUCAAAGGCUGAGAAGAGGAAUCCCCCCCAUCCUCCGCUCCAGGAAGUUUAAAAGGCUUGCCAAGAAAAUCCAAGACCAGGAGCAGCCCGAAUUUCACCGGCCACUGAUGACUGUGUCCAAGAGAAGCCCUCAAAUCCCCCACGCCUCCAGAGCCUCGCUGUCCAUAAGUGAAGCAAAGACUGGCAAGAUUUAAAGGGAUUAUAAAGCCUUGACCUUGAUCAACUGAGGCUUUUUUUUUUUUUUUUAAAUGAACCCUGUCAUCGAUCAUCCUUUACAAAUACAGAUACGAACAUUCUGUGUUAUUUCCUGCCUUACCCAGCCGAAGAGACUUUAGUUGAUAGGGCUGAAUGUAAGAGUGAUGGAUCAGGUGACAGAAAAGAUUAAAGAAGUCUCUGAUUCAACGGGGUGCACAGCCAGAAUCAUUCCCAAUGAAUUACCAAUGGAGUGUGUAUAGCAGUGAGUAUGGCGGUCUUCAUUCCUCAAAAUCCCAACCCUAAGACGGAGUGCCUCUGUCUCAUUUGCACCUGCGAUUCUAAAGUUACACUAUUGGGAGCAUUUUUUUAUUAUUAUCAAAAAUGAUAUUUGCUUUAUAUGCACCUUCAUUCACCCUACCCCCUGCGGUGCAAUAAUGAAGAAAAAAAGAAAAAAAAAACAUCGGCAGAUUGCACAAUGCCACGGACAAUUUUAAUGGCACUAUUGUUUUUUUGUUUUGUUUGUUUUUUAAAAUGAACUGCUCCAUAUGGUAAUAUUAUGGUGCUACCUUUUUGGGAAUAAACUCAAAGAAGAGGCUCAAAGCAACCUACUCUUGUCAUCAUGUUAAACUUUCCGUUUUAGGAAAAGCAAGACGUUGUAAGAGCGGUAAAUCAAGAGUGGUUUAAUUAGGAAUGAGCUCAAGAGACCUGAACUGUGCUCUUAAGAUCCAUUACAUGGGCUGUGGAGAAUGAAGGUGAAGUCCAAGGUGGUAUCAGGAGAGAUGAAGGGAACAACAGGGAAUACCACCACUAAGGACGUUUGCGACCAUCUCAAGAUUGAACUUUGAGCAAGAGCAGUUUCAAAAUGCCACACACUUGUACCAUAAUAUUAAUAUUCCUCUUUCCAGUCUGCAUCUUUGUCAUUUUAUCCGUACUUCCCUGUCUUUAAUGCAUAUAUACAGUACAAAAUUAAUGGAACAAUCAUUUCAAAGGGAAAACAGCAAUAAUGUCUUCUUGCAUAUUUUCAAUGUACAAGAGUAGUAUUCCAGUGCUUUUGCUUGAAAUGAAAUACUUGAAUCUGUAUAUGUAAUCGGUCUCCAGGGACAUCAUGUCAUAGACCUUAUGAGUAGUCCAUAUGAGCAGUUUUCUUGCAAAAAAUGAGCCGCCAAGCGUGUUUCUUGGUUCAGAUAGUAAUGGCACUGUAAAAAGGCAUUAUUUAUUUUGAAAUAAACAUAUAAAUGGUCCCAAUGAUAGCACACAUUUAUAACUGGUAGAUACGUGUUACACAAUGGUUUUAUUUGUACUGCUUAUGUAUGUAGAUGCUUUGUACCAAAAAGUCUCUUUUUUAAGUAAAGUCAGUGGAAGCUUCAAAAGAA
Messenger RNA from Clarias gariepinus (North African catfish), 2199 nucleotides. RefSeq names its product insulin-like growth factor 2a (gene igf2a). The record is from RefSeq and is a predicted model, not a curated record. Gene Ontology annotation, cellular component: extracellular region. Bases 178 to 825 code for a protein of 215 amino acids. Gene Ontology annotation, molecular function: hormone activity; growth factor activity. The transcript has 4 exons. Lineage: Eukaryota; Metazoa; Chordata; Actinopteri; Siluriformes; Clariidae.